AAUCCAGUGGAGAUGAGAGUACAUGGUUACUAUCGGCGGGAAUGCAGAUACCCAUUACUUUGGACUACUGUCAUCCGGUGAACGUUAGUAUUCCCGAUGGUGUCUAUAACCACAACUAUGCUGCUUCCCUUUCAUCCACCACAGUCAUCAACUACCCUCCGAAUUUCAGAUACAAACCACUACCCUUUGGGGCGACGCUAGCAAUUUCAUUAGCAUGCGCUGCAUCAUCUUCAAAGGGAGAUUCAGAGGAAUCAUUGGACGAUAGCAGCGGUGGUGACUUGAUACAAGUGUGUGAGCCACCUCCCACUGAUGCUGACGGUAUUGAGGUUGAGAUAGAAAAAUUAAGCAACAACCGCAGGAGAAUCCGGUCCAAGGUCGCUGUCGACGCCAGUCUUCAAACGCUUUGGAGCAUCUUGACCGAUUAUGACAGGUUGGCCGACUUCAUCCCUGGUCUCGCUGUAAGCCAGGUGCUUGAUAAGAGAAAAAACUUUGCCCGGCUUCUUCAGAUUGGUCAACAAAAUUUGGCAUUUGGAUUGAAGUUCAAUGCAAAAGGCAUCGUUGAUUGUUAUGAAAAAGAGUUUGAAAGUCUAAACUAUGGCCAAAGGCGUGAUAUAGAGUUUAAGAUGAUUGAGGGUGAUUUUGAACUCUUUGAAGGAAAAUGGUCUAUCGAGCAGUCCACUGGCGGUGGCCAUGAACAGAGUGUUGGCCAACGAUAUCAUACAACUCUUUCAUAUACUGUUGAUGUGGAGCCGAAAAUGUGGUUACCUGUUCAACUUGUUGAAGGCCGGAUCUCCAAAGAGAUAAAAAUGAACCUUUUCUGCCUUGGAGAAGCCGCACAAAAAGCAUCUGACAACAUUCCUUCUGGUUAAUGCCAUUCUAAUUUCCUUUCUUGUAUUGCCUAUUUAGGUUCGGAUUACUUUUGGACAUGGUUUUGAACAUACGACUGCACGUGUAGUUUACUUAACUUGUUUUAUCGUUAGUAAAAUUCUACAAUACCUUUUAUAAACAAAUUUCUAUCG
Molecule: messenger RNA, 1019 nt
Organism: Cynara cardunculus var. scolymus (artichoke)
Lineage: Eukaryota; Viridiplantae; Streptophyta; Magnoliopsida; Asterales; Asteraceae
Exons: 3
Coding region: 42-869 (275 amino acids)
Source: RefSeq, a predicted model, not a curated record